Molecule: messenger RNA, 1038 nt
Organism: Entrophospora sp. SA101
Lineage: Eukaryota; Fungi; Glomeromycota; Glomeromycetes; Entrophosporales; Entrophosporaceae
Source: the annotation of a GenBank genome assembly
AUGGAAAUUGGACAUGUAAGAUUAUUAAAUGGAAAAGGGGGAUUGUCAGAGUCUUCAGUUCAAAAUGAUGUUCAAAUGAAUUUAUUGCCACAUCAACCUGUUCAUUUUAAUAGGGAUGGUACUAGUGUGAUUGUUGCACAAGCGUCAUGGGACAGUACACUUCAUGAUUCAAUAUUUUUGAAUCGAAUAACAACUUCUAAUAGUCGUGUUUUAUUAGGAUUAACAUGGUAUGUUGAGGCUGAAAAAUGUGUAGAACCCAUAACAUUUCACAUGGAUAUUGCAGUUCAAAUCCAAGGACGUGAAGCAAAACCACCAUCAAAAUUAACACAAUUGAUAAGUCAAUCAAAAGUGUUAUGGAAAACCAGCGGACUAUUUUCCAUUACACUUAAACCACCAAUGACACGUAAAAUUUCUGAGCUUUGGCGUCUCAAUACGGCCAACAAAUAUGUACGUGGAGAAGAAUUUUUAGGAGAUUGGAAAUCACGUGGUGUUUCAUUAGUUAAUGAUUACAAAAUGAUCAGUGAGACAAUAAGAAGAAAAGAGGCAGUUGAACAUACAAAGCAAGUAAUUGCGUUAUUAGAAGCUCGUAAUAAAUUAACUUCAAAUGAAAAAACGAAUAAAUGUGAUCCUACAGAGCUAACCAAAAAGACCCUAACACUUUGGAGGAAGAAGUGGGGAUUAUCCAAAGAGAUUGUUAUAAAUCAAGAACCACCACUUUCAGGACCAUGCACUGAUAUAGAUUCAUCAAGAUGUUCUAAAUCAGAAAAAUUGGUUGCACAAGUUUGCAUGGUUUCCAAAAUUGACACAAUAACCAAGAAAGGUUGUUUAUCUACUCCGGAAAAUUCAGAUGAUUUUUGGGUGAAACGUUGGUAUGUCUUAAGAAGACCAUACUUAUUUAUUUAUGAAUCACAAAAAGAAACUGAAGAACAAGGUGUAAUAAAUCUUGCAUCUGUUAGAGUUGAUUAUAAAAAAGAUUUAGAAAAUAUGCUUCAAAGACAAAAUAUUGAUCAAUUUUAUCAAAUAUCAUCUUUGGAAUAA